AUGGAUGUCAGCAAUGCCAUCCCUGAGGUCACAGUAAAGUGCUCUCAGGGCAUUCCUCCUAACCAGCCAGCUGUAUCCAACAUCCACAUCGUGAGAGAAAACUACAAUUCCCCUAAUCCCCUCAACAGAGCCCUGGGUCAGCUGAUCUCCUGCCUGAAACUCGUCUCCAUCUUGCUGAUCGUCAGCGGUCAGAAUCCGUUUCAUCUCCUCGGCGUCGACACUCCCCGAGCUUGGACCUGGAGUCAGGACAACAAGAUCUUCUCCUGUCUGAUGGCUUUCUUCCUCUGCAACAUGAUGGAGACUCACUUCCUGUCCACCGGAGCCUUCGAAGUCACGCUCAACGACGUCCCCGUGUGGUCCAAGCUGCAGUCGGGGUACGUCCCGAACAUCCAGGAGAUCUUCCAGAUCCUGGACAACCAGCUGAAGAUGAACCAGGUGGAUCCGCUGAGCUUCUCCUCGCCGUAGAGCAGCGGUGCGUUCAGGUGUGUCCCCUCAGCGGUGCGUUUGGGUGUCUCGGCUCAGCGCUGCGUUCAGCCACUGGCGUGUAUGAAGGUUCGGCCCUAAAGCAGACUCUGCGGGGCCCCGCCGGAUGUCCCCCGCCACAAAGCGAGUGCUCCCUCUGCGCCGGGUCACAGCCCAGCACUACAUUACCCAUAAUGCACCUGUGAGCACCGCGAGAGUCGGACUGUUUCUGUUGGUUCAGCUUGAUUUUAUUUAUUUUACGGUUCAGUUUGGUCAGAAUAAGAAUACCCUACCACUGUUAGCUUCAUGCUAAUUAGCCUUUGUCUUGACAGGAAGUACCAGACAGGAAACUGAGAAUUAACAAAUAACAUAAAGUGAAGAUGACAGAAACCAGAUUUUAAUGAUUCAUCACAUUUCUGUUAAAGUUACAUCAUUGAGUCUGUAAAAUGUCUGAAAAUAAAACUUACCAAAAGUUUCA
Perca fluviatilis (European perch) is the source of this 940-nucleotide messenger RNA. Its product is annotated as selenoprotein T2-like. Gene Ontology annotation, molecular function: thioredoxin-disulfide reductase (NADPH) activity. The transcript has 6 exons. Gene Ontology annotation, biological process: cell redox homeostasis. Gene Ontology annotation, cellular component: endoplasmic reticulum membrane. The record is from RefSeq and is a predicted model, not a curated record. The coding region runs from base 1 to 465 and encodes 154 amino acids. Lineage: Eukaryota; Metazoa; Chordata; Actinopteri; Perciformes; Percidae.